AGAACUCAAUGGUUUCAACUUUCUGCAAUGUAUACGGCUUCAAAAUUUCAUAGUUUUCCGAUUAUUUUGCCAUCUUAAUGGUUCUUUCACCAAUAAUCAUUUGUUUGGAGGUUAGUGAAAACUAUCCGGUAUCUUUCAAUCUUCAUUAUUUGGCAGAAGGUCUUGAAAUAAGUGAUUUUAAACCGAAAGUGCUAGCGAGUGCUGGAAAGGAGAAUCAUUCUAUAGAACAACGGCAGUUCGUCAAGUUUACGAUUACUACUUUCAUGGCAGAUAUUUCUGACAAAGACACUAGUUCAGAGGAAACGGAGCAAAAGCCAUAUUUUUCUGGCAAUCCAGCUGUCGAAACGACGGAAGGAAUUCUUCAUUUGUACAAAGUAAAUGAAACCCAAACAUCACCAAAAUCAGACCUUUUGUGUAUGUUAUUAGUGCCGGCAAAAAUGUCCUCAACGGACUUGCUAAACUUUAUCUCUCCCUACCGCAAUCAUAUCCAACAUAUUCGAAUUAUCAGAGAUCCAACACCAAACAUUUAUAUGACCUUAUUGAAGUUUGAAAGCAUUGAAAAUGCCCAUGAAUUUUUUAAUAUGUUCAAUGGUACACCAUUUAAUGGUAUUGAACCUGAAGUGUGUCACCUUGUGUAUGUUUCUAAAGUGGAAUCUAUAAAAGGUGGAGUGUCAAACUUGCCUCUUGAAGGUGCAACAGAGCUACCGACAUGUCAUAUUUGCUUGGAGCGUAUGGAUGAGUCUGUGGAAGGAAUUCUCACUGUUUUAUGUAAUCAUUCAUUUCAUAGCAGUUGUCUUGUCAAGUGGCAGGAUUCUACUUGCCCUGUUUGCAGGUGUCUUCAGACUACGGAGAUUUCACAGGAUAAUAAAUGCUCUUCAUGUGAUGCUAAAGAGAAUUUAUGGAUUUGCCUCAUCUGUGGGAACAUUGGUUGUGGAAGGUAUAAUGGUGGUCAUGCUUACCAUCAUUUUCGUGCAACAGAACACACAUUUGCAAUGGAGCUUCAAUCACAGCGAGUCUGGGAUUACACUGGUGACAAUUAUGUUCACCGUUUGGUGCAGAAUAAAUCUGAUGGGAAGCUUGUUGAGUUAGGAACACCUUUAGGAGAUAGUGCGAAUGAUGAUAAACUAGACUCUAUCAAUUUGGAGUAUACAUAUCUUUUGACUAGCCAAUUGGAUGCACAGCGUCUUUAUUUUGAAGAGAAAAUUGCUUUUGUGGAGAAUGAUGCUUUUCAGCAAAUUCAGGCUGUCAUUGAAAAGUCAAAGAAAACUUUGGAGGAAUGUGAGAAAUACGAAUGUCUUUUUUCCAAAUCUGAGAAAGAACGCAAGGUCUUAGAGAAGAAAAAUGUCCAGUUGUCAACUAGACUUGUAAAAUUGGAAAGAGAACUGACAGAUGAACGUCAAAUGAACAAGAGUUUAAGGGAAAACCAAAUUUGGCAGGAAAAAGUUACUAUGCUUGAAACAUCUUUGAAAGAAGCAGAAACACGACGAACUGCUGAAGUGACUGAGUUACGGGAACAAAUUAAUGAUUUAAUGCAGCAUUUUGCUACGCAAUCUGCCAUCGCUGAGGCACCUGAAAAACUAAAACAAGAGAUUCAAGAAGGACAAAUGUUCGUGAAAGAAAACCAAACUCAACCAAACACUCGUAAACAGAGAAAAAAACAUAAAUAGCUCAAACAGCUUCUUGAAAUUGAGAGAAAAUCAAAUGUAUCCAUGUAUUAAGAAUGAGUAUUAAUGCACGUGUUUUGAUACAGUAGUUUUAGUUUUCUCUAAGUUUUCGCUGCUGGCGUAAAUUAAAGUUUAAGUGUUUCAUUGAUUCGCUGGAUGUGAAUCAUUUUCACCUGAU
This is a messenger RNA of Xenia sp. Carnegie-2017, 1842 nucleotides long. RefSeq names its product BRCA1-associated protein-like. Gene Ontology annotation, biological process: Ras protein signal transduction; protein ubiquitination. NCBI's taxonomy places the organism in Eukaryota, Metazoa, Cnidaria, Anthozoa, Malacalcyonacea, Xeniidae. The record is from RefSeq and is a predicted model, not a curated record. Gene Ontology annotation, cellular component: cytoplasm. Gene Ontology annotation, molecular function: ubiquitin protein ligase activity; nucleic acid binding; zinc ion binding.